Phyllostomus hastatus (greater spear-nosed bat) is the source of this 3113-nucleotide messenger RNA. It is a transcript of the gene VAV2, whose product is annotated as vav guanine nucleotide exchange factor 2. Gene Ontology annotation, molecular function: guanyl-nucleotide exchange factor activity; protein binding. Gene Ontology annotation, cellular component: cytoplasm. Lineage: Eukaryota; Metazoa; Chordata; Mammalia; Chiroptera; Phyllostomidae. The transcript has 27 exons. Gene Ontology annotation, biological process: regulation of GTPase activity; intracellular signal transduction; cell migration. The record is from RefSeq and is a predicted model, not a curated record. The coding region runs from base 502 to 3021 and encodes 839 amino acids.
GCCUCUGAGUCGGAGCUUGGAGCGCGGAGCCCGCAGGCGGGGCGAACAAAGCGGCGGCGGCGGCGGCGGCGGCGAGGACGGCCCAGGCCCGGGACGCGCGGAGCAAGCGACCCGCCGGGCCUUUGUCUCGGGCGGGGCAGGAACCGCGGCGGCCACGGGGCGCCCCGCGCGCAGAAUGCGGCGCCCGGCGGCGCUGAUCGCGGAGCGCUGCGGCGGCGGACGGCGCGGAGCCCGGCCUGGGGCCCAGGCGGACUCGUGGGUGUGAGCCGAGGACGCGGCGCGCUGCCCGGCGCCUACAGCGCGGCCGCACGUGGGCGGGAGCGGCGGCCCGCGAGGAGCCCCGAGGAGGAAGAGGAGGGACGCUCGGCGGCGCGGGGGGCACCCGGCCGCCCGCGGGAAGCCCCGCCCCGGCCGCGGAGCCCGGCGCGGCCGGGCGGGAUGACCCGCGGCCGCCGCACUUCGGCCCGAGCGCGGCGCUGAGCGGCCGGCCCGGCGGGCGCCAUGGAGCAGUGGCGGCAGUGCGGCCGCUGGCUCGUCGACUGCAAGGUCCUGCCGCCCGACCACCGCGUCGUGUGGCCCUCGGCCGCGGUCUUCGACCUGGCGCAGGCGCUGCGGGACGGCGUGCUGCUGUGCCAGCUGCUGCACAACCUCUCCCCCGGCUCCAUCGACCUGAAGGACAUCAACUUCCGGCCGCAGAUGUCCCAGUUCCUGUGCCUGAAGAACAUCCGCACCUUCCUCAAGGUCUGCCACGACAAGUUCGGGCUGCGCAGCAGCGAGCUCUUCGACCCCUUUGACCUCUUUGACGUCCGCGACUUCGGGAAGGUCAUCUCGGCGGUGUCCCGGCUGUCCCUGCACAAUGUGGCCCAGAACAAAGGCAUCAGGCCCUUCCCCUCGGAGGAGACGGCGGAGAACGAUGAGGACGUCUACCGCAGCCUGGAGGAGCUGGCCGACGAGCAUGACCUGGGCGAGGACAUCUACGACUGCGUCCCCUGCGAGGACGAGGGCGACGACAUCUACGAGGACAUCAUCAAGGUGGAGGUGCAGCAGCCCAUGAAAAUGGGCAUGACGGAGGAUGACAAGCGGAACUGCUGCCUGCUGGAGAUCCAGGAGACCGAGGCCAAGUACUGCCGGACGCUGGAGGACAUCGAGAAGAACUACAUGGUGCCCCUGAGGCUGGUGCUGAGCCCGGCGGACGUGGUGGCGAUCUUCAUCAACCUGGAGGACCUCAUCAAGGUGCAUCGCAGCUUCCUGCGGGCCAUCGACCUGUCCAUGAUGGCGGGGGGCGGCACUCUGGCCAAGGUCUUCCUCGAGUACAAGGAGAGGCUCCUGAUCUACGGCGAGUACUGCAGCCGCAUGGAGUGCGCCCAGAGCGCGCUGAACCAGCUCCUCGCCAGCCGGGAGGACUUCAGGCUGAAAGUCGAGGAGUGCACGCUGAAGGUGCAGGACGGCAAGUUCAAGCUGCAGGACCUGCUGGUGGUGCCCAUGCAGAGGGUGCUCAAGUACCACCUCCUCCUGAAGGAACUUCUGAGCCAUUCCACUGACCGGCCGGAGAGGCAGCAGCUGAAGGAAGCACUGGAAGCCAUGCAGGACCUGGCCAUGUACAUAAACGAGGUGAAGCGGGACAAGGAGACCCUCAAGAAAAUCAGCGAAUUUCAGAGCUCCAUCGAGAACCUGCAAGUGAAACUGGAGGAGUUCGGGAGGCCCAAGAUCGACGGGGAGCUGAAGGUCCGGUCCAUAGUCAACCACACCAAGCAGGACAGGUACCUGUUCCUGUUCGACAAGGUGGUCAUCGUCUGCAAGAGGAGGGGCUACAGCUACGAGCUGAAGGAGGUCAUCGAGCUGCUGCUCCACAAGGUGACCGACGACCCCACGAACAACAAGGACCUCAAGAAGUGGUCCUAUGGCUUCUACCUGAUCCACCUGCAAGGCAAGCAGGGCUUCCAGUUCUUCUGCAAGACGGAGGACAUGAAGCGGAGGUGGAUGGAGCAGUUCGAGAUGGCCAUGUCGAACAUCAAGCCGGACAAAGCCAACGCCAACCACCACAGCUUCCAGAUGUACACGUUCGACAAGACCACCAACUGCAGGGCCUGCAGAAUGUUCCUCAGGGGCACCUUCUACCAGGGGUACCUGUGCACCAAGUGCGGCGUCGGGGCGCACAAGGAGUGUCUGGAAGUGACGCCCCCCUGCAAAAUCAGUUCGCCUGCAGACCUGGACGCCCCUGGAGCCGGACCAGGGCCCAAGAUGGUGGCCUUGCAGAACUACCACGGCAACCCCGCGCCCCCCGGCAAGCCAGUGCUGACCUUCCAGACGGGCGAAGUGAUCGAGCUGCUCAGAGGGGACCCCGAGUCUCAGUGGUGGGAGGGGCGGCUGGUGCAGACCAGGAAGUCCGGCUACUUCCCCAGCAGCUGCGUGAAGCCCUGCCCCGUGGACGGAAGGCCACCCAUCGGCCGGCUGCUGUCCCGGGAGAUGGACUAUAGUGCUUACCCCUGGUUUGCGGGCAACCUGGAGAGGCAGCACACCGACAACCUGCUCAAGCCCCACGCCAGCGGGACCUACCUGGUCCGGGAGCGGCCGGCCGAGGCGGAGCGCUUCGCCAUCAGCAUCAAGUUCAACGACGAGGUGAAGCACAUCAAGGUGGUGGAGAAGGACAGCUGGAUCCACAUCACGGAGGCAAAGAAAUUCGAAAGCCUCCUGGAGUUGGUGGAGUACUACCAGUGCCACUCUCUCAAGGAGAGCUUCAAGCAGCUGGACACCACGCUAAAGUACCCCUACAAGUCACGGGAACGUGCCGCUUCCAGGGCCUCCAGCCGGUCCCCAGUGUGCGCGCCCCGCGUCAUCGGCACGGCCGUGGCCAGGUACAACUUCGCCGCCCGGGACAUGCGGGAGCUCUCGCUGCGGGAAGGCGACGUGGUGAAGAUCUACAGCCGGGUCGGCGGGGACCAGGGCUGGUGGCGCGGCGAGGCCGGUGGCCGGGUCGGCUGGUUCCCCUCGACCUACGUGGAGGAGGAGGGUGUCCAGUGACAGCGGGGACGCCGGCGGGACUCAGGAGCCUCCCGGAAGGGCGGCGCCAGCGAGAAGCGUGUCUCCAGCUCGGGACCGGAGGGGAAACGCCU